Messenger RNA from Alternaria viburni, 351 nucleotides. RefSeq lists its product as uncharacterized. NCBI's taxonomy places the organism in Eukaryota, Fungi, Ascomycota, Dothideomycetes, Pleosporales, Pleosporaceae. Bases 1 to 351 code for a protein of 116 amino acids. The record is from RefSeq and is a predicted model, not a curated record. The transcript is spliced from 2 exons.
AUGCUCUCCUGCCCCCAAAUCUACAACGAGAUGACCUCCGAAGCCGUCCGCCUGGCCCCUUCCAUCCUACGCACGAUCCAGUUCUCCGUCAACGCAACGCCAAUGAAGCUACAACCGCUCCGGCCGACGACCUUCGCCUCGCUGAUGCACCUCACGAUCGGAAUACCACGCUGGGCAAUGCUCGAUCGGCCUACGAUAAUGGGCAUUCUGCAAGCCAUGGCACCAGUACUAGAGCUUUACCUGGCCAGAUUGACCAUCGGAUUGGAAGACCUAGAGGGUGAAGACGAUGUCUUGCAGAUGGUUGAGACACUGAAUCCGGCACAAAUCGCGCGUUACAUGAGCCAACAAUGA